UUUAUUGUGUUCAAAUUAAAGGAGGGCGGAACUGUAGAAAUUUGAGAGCUGAGGUAUGGUCUCGGGUGUCACCUUCCGAGGUACCCAUGAGGACUUGAUGAAGACUCAACACAUUGACACAAGUGUCGAGCCAUCAGUCAGACUCACGGCCUCAACUCAAAACUCUAGAGCGAACAGGGCACCAUGUCUCUUGCACGCAAAUCCCCGAGGAGGAGAUCCGGGAAGAGAGGUGGACCGCUGGUGUCCAAUCUCAUCAUGAACGCCAUCUCCUCUUACGGGGGUCCGGGCGGCAUGACCCUGGUCGGCCUCAAGAGGGUCCUUAAAGCCAAUGGUUACGACGUGGUGCGCAACAAAGGACGGAUCCGCCUCGCGCUGCGCCGCCUGGUGGCCAGAAAGUACGUCGUGCGCGGCAGGGGCGCCGGGGGACGCGGAGUCUUCCGGAUCAAUCGCUACAGAGCGAGGAGGCGCAGGAGAAGGAGGAGGCGGAGAGUGGGAAGGCGACGGAGGAGACGAAGAAGGCGAUACAGGGGGAGGAGGAGGCGGAGGAGGAGAAGGAGGAGAAGGAGGAGGAGGGGCCGAAGCAGGAGGAGACGAAGGAGGGCCCCCUCCAGGAGAAGGAGGAGAAGGAGAAGGAGGAGGAGGAGGAUGUCCUUGCGGAGGAGGAGGAGGAGGAGGAUGUCUGUGAGGAGAAGGAGAAGAAGGAGGUUGAUGUCUGUGAGGAGAAGGAGGAGAAGGAGAUUGUCUGUGAGGAGGAGGAGGAGAAGGAGGAGAAGGAGGACUUCCGUGAGGAGGAGGAGGAGAAGGAGGUCCUCCGUCAGGAGGAGGAGGAGGAGGAGGAGAAGUAGGAGGAGGAGAAGGCCGAGGAGAAUCAGGAGAAGGAGAUACAGACGCAGGAGAAGGGCCAGGUCCACCAGGAGGACCCGCAGGAGGAGAAGGAGAAGGAGGAGGAGCGCGUAUUAAAAAGCUCUCGGAUGGACUCGUAAUCUGACAUUUUGUAUAUUUUGCAGUGCCUACAGUUUACUCUUCUUGGAAUAUUUAUUCUUUAAAUCUACUGAGACUGUCAUUUUAUAGCAACCUGUUACCAUUUCCUUUCCAUUUAUAUUCUAUGAUGUAGCGUGUGAACAAUAAAAUAUGGAGAAAACCCAA
Messenger RNA from Hippocampus zosterae (dwarf seahorse), 1146 nucleotides. Its product is annotated as protamine-like protein. The record is from RefSeq and is a predicted model, not a curated record. Lineage: Eukaryota; Metazoa; Chordata; Actinopteri; Syngnathiformes; Syngnathidae. Gene Ontology annotation, cellular component: nucleosome. Bases 184 to 960 code for a protein of 258 amino acids. Gene Ontology annotation, biological process: nucleosome assembly. The transcript has a single exon. Gene Ontology annotation, molecular function: DNA binding.